UUUGAAAUUCAGUAACUCUCAUUUUUUUUUAUUUUCCUAACAUGGACAUAACUGGAGAAAAUUCAAGGAAUGUGAAGUUGAAUUUAGGGCGUUCAUUAAUUGGAAGUGUUGCUUCUAGUUUGACUGAGUUUGAAACCCAGCAACCACCUAAUCUAUGGAAAAGUGCUAAAGAAGUUGGAGAGAAGCUGAGAAAAUUCUUGUACAAGAUGCCUUCUGUUUUCUAUGACGGACCAAAUGGAAAGAAGACGAAAGGAUACUUGUUAUACUCCUUUUCGAAGAGAGAAGAUUUGAAGAUAGUUUGUGCUUGUCAUGCUAUUUUUUUUAUUCCAGCUGAAUUUUUCAAACAUGGUGGUGGAGGUGACGUUGAUGUUGAGAACCCUUUAAACUAUCUAAAUAUAAUUCUUGACUACUGA
Messenger RNA from Solanum pennellii, 413 nucleotides. Its product is annotated as ninja-family protein 1-like. Gene Ontology annotation, biological process: negative regulation of DNA-templated transcription; signal transduction. Lineage: Eukaryota; Viridiplantae; Streptophyta; Magnoliopsida; Solanales; Solanaceae. Bases 42 to 413 code for a protein of 123 amino acids. The transcript is spliced from 3 exons. The record is from RefSeq and is a predicted model, not a curated record. Gene Ontology annotation, cellular component: nucleus.